Molecule: messenger RNA, 499 nt
Organism: Diachasma alloeum
Lineage: Eukaryota; Metazoa; Arthropoda; Insecta; Hymenoptera; Braconidae
Exons: 2
Coding region: 52-396 (114 amino acids)
Molecular function (GO): serine-type endopeptidase inhibitor activity
Source: RefSeq, a predicted model, not a curated record
GCCAUUGGAACUUGUUGUAAAAAAAGUCCCUGUGUCAUAAAGACCUACAUCAUGAAAGCUGCUAUAAUUGUACUUGUACUUGCUGCCUGUCAACCAAUAUCGGCAGUGCCAGCCCAGGGCCCAAUCUGCGGACGUCCACCGAGCCUUCUCUGCAAUAAACAACACAACUCGAAAACUUUCUGGUAUUUCGACUCCGUCAACGGAGAAUGUGUCGAAGAUCAAGGGUGUAUAAUACCUGAUGAAGAUAACUUCGAAACCAAAGCAGAGUGCGAGCGAAAUUGUCGACCCAGAAAAUUAUUAAUACCGUAUUGCAAAGAUUUGUUGGACAAGUUGUUUGCUCCCACUCUAUUGAAGGGUGAAAUACACAAAUUACUCCGGCAUGGGUGCUACAAUUGAAAACCCAUUGAAAAGUGACUUUAUCCAACCACAAUUUUCAAAUAAUCUGUACGAUAAACACAAAUAAUAACGAAUUUAGAAAAAAAAUAUCUUUAAAAAUGAA